Molecule: messenger RNA, 867 nt
Organism: Fusarium graminearum PH-1
Lineage: Eukaryota; Fungi; Ascomycota; Sordariomycetes; Hypocreales; Nectriaceae
Exons: 2
Coding region: 1-867 (288 amino acids)
Source: RefSeq, a predicted model, not a curated record
AUGUCGGACCGUGUUAGUCAACUCACAGGCCAUCUCAACUACCCCAAAGGUCUACUUGCAGGUCAAGUAGCCAUCAUUACUGGAAGCGGACAGGGGAUCGGCGCAGAAGCAGCAAAGUUGUUCGCCAAAGAGGGCGCAAAGGUUAUUGUUGCAGACAUCGACGCAGAAAAAUGCAAGGCUGUCGCUGAAAGUAUCAACAAGGACGGCGGCCAAGCCAAGGCCGUGCCUGGCGAUAUUCUCAAAGCAGACUAUGUCGAGACUCUAAUUAAGAGUGCUGCUGACUUUGGUGACGGCAAGAUUAACAUCAUCGUCAACAAUGCCGGCUACACUUGGGAUGGGGUUAUUCAUAAAAUGACAGACAAGCAGUGGGAUACCAUUUUAGCUCUUCAUUGCACUGCUCCAUUUACUCUUGUCCGGGCUGCAGCACCGUACUUUCGUGUGCGCGAUGGGGCUCCUCGUUGCAUUGUUAACAUCUCUUCUACGUCUGGCGUGCACGGAAACGCGGGUCAGCUCAACUAUGCCUUGGCCAAGGCGGGUGUCACUGGCUUCACCAAAACGAUUGCAAAGGAGUGGGGCCCUUCUUUUGGUGUAAGGGCGAACACUGUCGCGUUUGGACAUAUCCUCACAAGAUUGACUGCGGCCAAGGAAGAGGGUGCCUUCGUAAAGGGUCCAGAUGGUGAGAACAUCGCGUUAGGUAUCCCUGCGAAACAGAAGCAAGCUGCGGGCGAUGCUGCUUUCGCAGAUAUUCCUCUUAGGAGAGCGGGCACACCAACCGAGGCUGCGAGUGCUAUCCUAGCUGUGGCCAGUCCGUUGUUUUCUUAUGUGUCAGGACAGACCAUUAUGGUGACUGGAGGGCGUAACAUGUAA